AAUGUUUUCAUUUAUUUUAGACAAGAUGAGUUCCAAGGAUGAAAUUAUUGGAAAUGUUUGUGUUGAAGGCACAUCAAGAUCCACCUUAACUGAUGAUGAAGAGCAUAUGCUUGUGCUUGACCCUUCAACAUCUAACGAGAGUAAACAUUCAGAAGAAUCUUCAUCCGCUAUUAAUUCCAUAGACGCAGAAAGUGCAAAAGAAGAAUCAGAUCCUGUCAUAUCUAUGGAUGACGUUUCAAGCCUUCUGCCUGCUACUACACAAUCAUCGAACAAUCAACCAUUUUUAAACGAUGAAGAUAAUGCAAAAGAAAACAAAACAGAACAUUCUAUUUCGGAAAAUCCCUCUCAACCCGCUGGAAAUCACAUCGGACCACUAAGUCUCUCAAGCACUGAUAUUAUUCAGUCCCAGUCAGCAUUAGGUACUGAGAAUGUUGCCGACCAAAUGGAAAGUCUAGAAACAAAUCCACAAAGUCCAGAAAUCUCUUUGGUAGAAGAAAAUCCGUCCGAAACUGAUAGAGUUCCAGUAUCCAUAGAACCAACCAAGCUUGAUGAUAAUAAUGAUAAAUCCGAGUUCAAUGUCAAUUCUAGCUCUACACUGGGCAUUAGUCCCUCAAACCUAAGGGACUCAGCUGUCCCCUCCAAUUUAGAGGACUCAGUUGUCCCCUCCAUCCUAAAGGACGGAGUUGUGUCCUCCACCUUAGAGGACCCAGUUAGCCCCUGUAACCUAGAGGACCCAGUUGUCCCCUCCAACCUAGAGGAAGCAGUUAUUCCCUCCAACUUAGUGGACCCUGUUAUUCCCUCCAACCUAGAGAACCCAGUUAUCCCCUCCAACCUAGAGGAUCCAGUUAUCCCCUCCAACCUAGAGGACCCAGCUGUUCCUAGUCCCCGAGGGGGCCCAGCUGCUGAUGAAGAGGAUGGGUUUAACAAGGAUAAGAAUAUCUAUGCUGUUAAGUGGAUUGAGUUCGGAUUAAGGUCCAGUGCCAUUAUUACUCAGAACGAAAAUGGCCCCUGUCCUCUCAUUAGUAUUGUCAAUAUUCUGUUGUUGAGAGGAAAACUUUCUCUCCCCGAAGGGGCAGAAGUUGUAUGUGCUGAACAGUUAUUAGAGUAUCUAGGAGAUCUAAUUUUAUCAUUAAGUACCAGUAAAGAGGAUCUGGAUUUAGAACGGAAUAUUAAUGACGCGGUGGCUGUUUUACCCAAACUUAGUACAGGUUUGGAUGUGAAUGUAAAGUUUACAGGAGUAGAUGAGUUUGAAUAUACUUCAGAACUACUUAUAUUUGAUAUUCUACAUAUCAAUCUGUACCAUGGUUGGUUAGUAGAUCCACAGAAAAAUUUAAAAACAUUCAUUCAUUUCAGAUUAUACGAACUGACUGCGAAGCUGGAAGAACUAGAGUUGGCGGUUUUCUUCCGAAACAAUCAUUUCUCAACCUUAUUCAAGAAGAAUGGAGAACUUUUCAUACUCGUUACUGAUCAAGGUUUCCUUUCACAGAAGGAGGUUGUCUGGGAGACCUUAGCAAACAUUGAGGGAGACUGCUCAUUUGUAAAUUCUACAUUUAAAGAUUCAGGUGUCGACUCCCGUCUUGAAAACUGUUCUGCUGCAGCCAACCCUGCGGAAGCGCUAGAGCAGGAGUAUGUUCAUAUUUCAUCAGAGUGGUGUCGGAGGUUAGCCGAGGUUCUGCAGAGGGAAGGAGAAGAGGCAACCCAACGUGAACAGUUAUUUCAAGAAUUCAAACAGAAUCAUUUGGGAGGACAUGAACAGCUGACAGAUGGUGAGCUAGCUGCACGUCUCCAAGAAGCUGAGAAUGCCGCUGCCCAAGAAGAUGAAAGAAGUGCACAGGGUCCACAAGGUGCACCAGGCCCCGAGCAUCCUAUAGGACCACGAGGAGGAAAAAAGGAAAAAAAUUGUUGUAUCCUGUAGUGGAAAGUUUGUAUUGGCUUCUACUUCUGUGGAUAGGAUUACGAAACACUGGAAGACACUGAAAAAUGAAGGAUAUUAUUCCGAUAAAAAAAAUGCCCACAAAACUAAGUCAUUAUAGUUCCCAAGCUUCUUAUAGGUUCAAAAAUUAGAGUUUGGUAAAAAAGAAUCGAGCUUUCGAAUGGUUUUUGAUUGGGUUCUUAUCAAAUUUAUAUAUUAACGAUCAGUUUUUUGUAGUUUAAGUCAUUUCAAUCAAUUGGAAAUUAAAAAUUAUUUACAUCGAUUAAUCUAGUCAAGGAACCUUUUAUUUUAAGUUGUUAAAUAAAGUUUAGUUUUUAACAGAGUCAUGAUUAAAUUAAUUUAUUGGAUUUUAAAGGUUAUUUUUUAUUGAAAGAUACUUGUGUGGUUCUUCAAUAAUAACAAAAAAGGAUUUUUUACCUGAACAGCCGAAUGCCUGUAACCCACGCAGUCACUCUGCGGCCUCUUUGAAAUGUAAAGAUCUGAUUUGGUAUUUAAAGGGGUUACCCUACGUGUCCAAUUCACCAAAGUGCCGUUUUUAACAUAAUCUCAUGAACAAUGAGGAAGGUACUUGAGUUUUUCUACAUCAGAAAUUGUGUAAUUCUGAUUGUUUACUUCAUUGUUUCUACAGGAUAAAUCCUCAAGUCAUUUAAAUAAAGAACCAGCAAUUAAAAAUUAUCAAUUUUUAGAUGGUAAAAAUGAAAUCUCAGUUUAAAGGGUACCUUCUUGAAUCGUAAAUGCCACUCUACACAUGAAGGAUCGCGUGAAUUAAAGUCGAUAGUCCCUUUUGUUAGUCAUAAUAAAUAUAUUAACAUCGCUGCAACUCAAAAUGUAUCCCUUUUUAGUUAAAUACUGUGGUAGGGGAUUAUAUUAAUAUAGUGAAGACGACUUUUGGUGUCCAAAAUGGAAGCUUUACACAGCAUGAAUACACAAAACAUGGAAACAAAGAUAAGCUUUCAAUUAAGAAAGCUUAUCUUUAAUUACCUGUAAACUUGUAACUCGAAAAAACCUUGUUGAAAAUUUAAUUUUAAAUAAAAACGUCGUCUUCAUUUUAAUGUUUUAUUCGCCUACCACCGCAGUUAAAGUGUUAAUGAAAUCAUUUAUAUGUUUGAUAUUUGUAAGCAAAACAAUGCUUGGAAUACCCAUAUCUUUAAGUGUACUGCAGUUCCUGGGCGGAAUGUAAACAAUCUAUCACCACCACAGACUAGUGUCCGAUUCGUUAGACAUUUUCUAGCUAUGCUUUAGCUGUGACUUCCUCGCCUAGCUGGCCUGGGAAAUCGCAGCUAAAUCACAGCUAGAAAAUGUUUAACGAAUCGGGUAUAGAUAUAUACAGACUUAUUUCUGGGCUGGGCUGAGUAGGCCUAAAGUCGUACCGUCACGGCAAUCUUUAUUUCUAUAACGAGUUUAGUUGCUGCCAUCUAACCGCCAAUUGUUACAUAUAAUACCCAAUCAGGGGUCCGGUUUUAAAGAAAUACUCUUAACUGUUAACAGAAAACAAAAAAUUUAUGAAUUUAAUCUAUUUUAAAGGUUUUGUUUUUCAUAUCCAAAUGAUCCAUAAAUAUCCCUGAAGGUAGAUGUCUGCUAAUUUGUUGCGUACUGGAGUACGUUUAAAAUGUCGCAUAUACAAGCCUUUUGCAGAUCUCUAUUCUCUACUCACUUAUCUCCGGUCACUACUUAUUUCUCUCAGAAACUGCAGAAGACUUAUUAGAUUUAGUAUUCAGCGCAAAUCAUAUCAGAGAAUCUAGUUUUUAAAAAUAUAUUUUUGUACUGGCUUUUUACACAUUGUAUAGUGUACAACUGUACACCAUACCUGCUGAAAACUUUUAAAUGUCAGACUUGGACCAUUUUUUUACUGUGGAGCAAAUUAUUUUAUUGGAUUGAGAAUUUGUAAUUGAUGCUUUUUAAUAAAUAUGUAACUGUG
Messenger RNA from Eurytemora carolleeae, 3851 nucleotides. Its product is annotated as ubiquitin carboxyl-terminal hydrolase MINDY-1. The transcript has 14 exons. Gene Ontology annotation, molecular function: cysteine-type deubiquitinase activity; cysteine-type carboxypeptidase activity; K48-linked deubiquitinase activity. Gene Ontology annotation, biological process: protein K48-linked deubiquitination. Lineage: Eukaryota; Metazoa; Arthropoda; Copepoda; Calanoida; Temoridae. Bases 2 to 1915 code for a protein of 637 amino acids. The record is from RefSeq and is a predicted model, not a curated record. Gene Ontology annotation, cellular component: cell periphery; cytosol.